AUGGAAGAACAACCUUUCUUUACCACGAUAAACUUGCAAAUAUCACCAGACCCAGUAAAUCCACGACCAACAACAUUUUCGCAAGGACAGCCCUCAUAUGCUUCUUACCGUGGCUCAACGGGCAGCACGACUGAAGAGGAAUCAUCAACACCGCCGGAUUUCGGUCCUCAAGCCGCCAUAUAUCCCUCUCAUUACUCUGUUUACUCCCAGAAUAGACCGCAUUCACCAUUCCUGCCAGUGCAGCCACCCGCACCUCAACAACUUAGAGCUCAACGUGUGAGUACUCCUGUCAUGGAUAUGCUGCGUACCAUGCAAGAGAGUAUAUCUCAACUGGCUACAGCACGCCAAAUGGAGGCUCUACAGGACGAGGUAGAUACCGUAAGGGAGGAGCUGCGUGUUGCCAGGUAUCACAUCAGGGUCAUGAAGGCAAAGCUGGAGAGUAUGGGGGAUCAUAUCGAGGAGAUUGGCGAGCAGGCCCUUGAGACGGGAGAGUUUGCUCGAGAUGUAAAUAACACGAUGCAUGUUCAGGUGAUGAACGAUCGACGACAUGCAUGGGAUGUGAUUAAUGACUUGGCUGCUAAGAUGUGCCGGACUUGCAGAGAAACACAUGGUGCCGCUUCAAACACAGUGGAUGUUGGGACAGACCCGUCGCAGGCCUGGUCGUCUCAUGAAGGAGAUGUCGAUGCGUCGGAGGAAGAGACUAGUACCGUGGAGGAUGGCGGAGUCUUCAUCGGAAACAUGGACGAUUCUGAGGAAGAAGACGGCGAAGCUCUUUCAGAUUGGACAGACGAGGUUUGA
This is a messenger RNA of Lithohypha guttulata, 798 nucleotides long. RefSeq lists its product as uncharacterized. The record is from RefSeq and is a predicted model, not a curated record. Lineage: Eukaryota; Fungi; Ascomycota; Eurotiomycetes; Chaetothyriales; Trichomeriaceae. The transcript has a single exon. The coding region runs from base 1 to 798 and encodes 265 amino acids.